This is a messenger RNA of Neurospora tetrasperma FGSC 2508, 648 nucleotides long. RefSeq lists its product as uncharacterized. The annotation marks the transcript as partial. NCBI's taxonomy places the organism in Eukaryota, Fungi, Ascomycota, Sordariomycetes, Sordariales, Sordariaceae. The transcript has a single exon. The record is from RefSeq and is a predicted model, not a curated record.
CUGGUAUCACACUACCUACCUCCAGGCCCUGGAGACCAAUGUCAAGAUGGCCUCCCUUUUAAACCUCCCCUUCGUCUCCUACUUCCUCCCCUCGUCGAUGACGGCCUGGUCCACCUCGCUCAACCUUUUGUUUUUCUACAUGACCUGGACAACCUUGGUCCUCAGCCAGUCGCCCUUCAAGCUCGAGAUCCUCGGAACUUUGGGCAUCCGCCUCGUCUUCUGGCUGCUGCCUUCUCUGGUCUUUCUCCUCUUCGACACGCUCUGCCCGGGCAUUUCGGUUUCGCUCAAGUACAAGGGCGCCGUCGAUUUGCAAGACCGCAAUGUUCGCACACACGCCCGCCUUCUAGGUCUAGGGUUACUCAACCUCUUGACUUCGACCGCCGUUCAGGCUCUUAUUUCCUUGGGCGUCAGCACCCUUUUUGGAGUGCCGGUUUUUCGGACAACGACCACCCUGCCGUUGCCAUGGCAAAUGGCCAAGCACAUCGCCAUUUUGUACUUGGGAAGGGAAAUCUUAACCUACUACAUCCACCGCUUCGUCCUACACGCUCAUCAUGAAAACUCGAAGCGCGGCUCCGGCUCCAGCCUAACCAACCGACUUACAAACUUGCACAUCCGCUACGCCCACGCCGGCAACAACCCCCCUUCUUC